Molecule: messenger RNA, 633 nt
Organism: Dichomitus squalens LYAD-421 SS1
Lineage: Eukaryota; Fungi; Basidiomycota; Agaricomycetes; Polyporales; Polyporaceae
Product: snare-like protein
Exons: 3
Coding region: 1-633 (210 amino acids)
Biological process (GO): endoplasmic reticulum to Golgi vesicle-mediated transport
Cellular component (GO): TRAPP complex
Source: RefSeq, a predicted model, not a curated record
AUGACCAUCUUCAGUUUGUACAUCUUCGACAGGCAUUGCAACUGUGUAUACUAUCAGGACUGGCAUCGGACGGUCCGUCCAAAGACGGCGGUCGAAGGCGGCAUGCUUCCGGCCGUCUAUGCCCCCGUAUAUCCUGCAGCCAACCCCGACUCUUUGUACGGCAACCGCAACACCCUCUCCUCGUCGUCCGGAGUCGUCGUAGCCGUGAACGACGAACAACCGCAUACGCCUCUUCCGACGCAAACCCACAGUCCAAUCGCGCCCCUGCCAACACCUCCAACGUCCUCUCUACCGUUCGACGAGGAGGCGAAACUCGUGUACGGAGUCGUGCUCUCCCUCCGGAACAUGAUCAAAAAGCUCUCCGGCAAGGACGAGCAGUUUGUCAACUACCAGACGUCGACGUACAAGCUGCACCUGUACGAGACGCUCUCGGGCUUCAAGUUCGUGAUGCUCUCGGAUCCGAACGCGGACUCGCUCCGGUUCGUGCUCCGCCAGAUCUACUCGGGCCCGUUCCUCGAGUACGUCGUACGCAACCCGCUUGUUGGGAUGGACUCCAGGGAGCGCGGGAUCGACAACGAGUACUUCCGGAUGAGCACGGACAGGUUGAUCAGAGGUCUCACCGUCUUUCAGUGA